Messenger RNA from Mirounga angustirostris (Northern elephant seal), 942 nucleotides. It is a transcript of the gene EDDM3B, whose product is annotated as epididymal protein 3B. The coding region runs from base 283 to 747 and encodes 154 amino acids. Lineage: Eukaryota; Metazoa; Chordata; Mammalia; Carnivora; Phocidae. The record is from RefSeq and is a predicted model, not a curated record. The transcript has 5 exons.
AGAAAAUUUUAACUGCCAUUUAACAGGAGACUGGAUAUACAAAUUAUGGUUCGACUGAACACCGGUCCCACCCUGUGUACCGCUGGGGGCAGGAACUACGCUGCUGCUUUUGUGCCUCCUGAACUGGGUCAUCAGCCACUUUCAUCAGCUGUCCAAAGCAAUAAUGUUUUACAAUUUGGCAACUUGACUUCCUGGCUCUCUGCUCUUCAGAUCCACAUAUUGAUUUCCUCGACCAGUGACACCUGAGUGUUGGAUCUGAACAGGGUGGCUCUGGUGACUGAAAUGGCAUCCUCUCUAAAGGGCCUCGGCCCUCUCUUGGCCCUGCUGUUUGCCCUAGGUGGGUGGCUUGUACACAGCCAGAACCUUUCCUGGAGAGAAUUCAUGAAACAGCACUACCUGAGCACAAGCUGGAAAUUCAGCGACUACAAAUGCAAGGAUCUCAUGAGGGAAAGAGAAGCUCCACGCGACAGGAACUAUCACAUCUUCAUCUAUACCUUUUGGCACAAAAUCGAGCAUAUUUGCCUCAGGAAGUGGAGAGACCAUUACAGAAAUGUAUAUAUAUGGGCCCAGCAUCCCUUCAAAAUACUCAAGUGCUACCAGGAGGGCAACCAAAAGAGCUACAGAGAGCACAGCAGCUACAGCUACGUUGAAUUCCACUGUGGUGCAAACGGGGCUCGGAACCCUUCCCUGCUGCACGCAGGCUGCGCUGGCAUACCUGGCAGAGGAACAGCAGACAAAAGCCUCUGAGCCUGGGACUAACCACGGCCUCUGAUCUCAGCGGGAGCGCCAGCACGGAGACCUGAAGAGAUGAUGCUGGAUCUUCUGGGACCGUUUCCUCUCAUCCUGUUGCUGCUGGGAUCAUGGGGGCCAGUGCAACCACUUGGUGCUUGGCCUCCACACUCCACCAGGGCUCAGACGUUUGAAAUAUCACAUAUAAGAUCA